Messenger RNA from Diutina rugosa, 2211 nucleotides. RefSeq lists its product as uncharacterized. NCBI's taxonomy places the organism in Eukaryota, Fungi, Ascomycota, Pichiomycetes, Serinales, Debaryomycetaceae. The transcript has a single exon. Bases 1 to 2211 code for a protein of 736 amino acids. The record is from RefSeq and is a predicted model, not a curated record.
AUGAUAAACACGGCGUCAUCUCCAACCCCUCCAGUGACUCCCGUGAUGGCUGCCGUGGAUAACUACUACGACAUAUGUAUGAACUCCAAGUCGAGAAUCGCCAAACUGCUUGCCAAUCCCCUGGUGCCCAAGCGCGCCCCUUCAGUCACAAAUAGCCGUCCGCUGGAUUACUAUGUGAAAAAAUUGAGCAACUGCCUGCUAUCGGACGAGCUGGUCCAGAGCCUGAGUGGUGGUACACGGUUUCUGCUUACUCUGAACGAUUUACUGAGCGGUGACGACCAUGAUGAUGAUAGUGUUGAUGAGGUGGCGCAGGCGCCACCGGUAAAGAUGCCGCCUCUUCCCAACCCAUCCCCCGCUCCAAUCCUGCUCCAACACACUCCACUGUUAAAACGCUAUACCCUGAUGCCCCAGCUACGCCGAUCUCAAGCAUCUCAAGCAGCUUUCAAUGUGAAUCCGUCACUCACGUCCUUACCUGGAUUGACUCGUACCAAAACUCGCUAUAUUCUGAAUCGCGAAACGAAAGAACGCAGAGUGUACCGCAAAAAGAAGUACGACGAAAGUGACUGUGACGAUGUCAUCUUGGACGACAAUCAGUUAUUCAAUGUCCCUGUAUUGCGCAGUUAUGGCGAUUUGUAUAAACAUACCCACGACUUCUGUGACAAUUUGGAUGGCGACAACAAGUACCCCGUGCCUAUCAAACCCUGUCCUCUUCCCGGUCGUCUCGAAACUGACACGACAGAGGUGUCACCAAACCUGCUGAUGGUACUGGGAUUGCUGUACCCCGGGCAAGGCACCCCUCUUACCAACAUUUCUGAAGAUGGCACUGAUAUUCUGAUCGAUGACGACGUCACUAUUGUUCGGAACAUAUCUCAGUUUUACUCAGAGCGCCUGGCGUCGCUGCUGAAGCUUGUCAAACUGCAGCGUGACCAACACACGAUGUACAAGCUUCCUCAGUAUGUCCGGCUGCAGUCACUGAUGGAUGAGUUGCACUUUAUUUCGCCGGAAAAAUUGGAGAUGUUAGAUCAACUGCGGCCAAUUAACCUUCCUCCAAAACUGAACACGGACAAGUCGAAGCACCUGCGCCAAUUCAAUAAAGUUCUCACCAACUUUGAAAGUCAAAAUACACUGACGGCACAAUCAGCCCAUGAAGUUCGCAUCAAUUUGCUGCAAAGUCAACAAAAAUGGCUUCGCAUCAUUGCUGGUCUUAGGAGCGGCUCAUCUCUGGAUUAUCACCGCAAGUUUGACCAACAAAAGAAUGAGAUUCGUAAGUUGGCUUGGGAUGCCAAUCCUCCUGUUGCAGUUCGUUACCAGUUCUGGAUUGAUACCAUGCUGGUAUCAUCCAAGGUGGUAGAAGGAAUCGCUCAUCAAUAUAAUGCUGCCCAAGCAAAGUACUUGUGCUUGGACGCUGGUGCCAAAGCGCAAAAGGACGCCGAGUUUGAUAGAAUCAUCACCCAUACCCUCGACCGUCCCUUAUUCACGCUGAUUAUGAAGGAAAAACCCGAGUUCAGAGACUUUAGGGCCAACUAUCGCUUCUUAUUGUACAUUAAGUACUUUAGUGAGCAUGGUUUACACAAGCGAGAUGAGAUUUUCAUGAUUCCUAUUCUAUUACUCAUGUUUGAGCACGAUCAUUCGAUGGAAGAGAUUUUCACGUUACUUGAAUUGUUCAACACUCAGGUUUUCACUCUGGAGUUAUCACUGUUUUUGAAUCGCGAUUUCAGCAACUGGGGUGAUGCAUCAACAUUGCCGCAUUCUUACACAAAGGGAUUGGCUAAGUUUGGGGAUAUGCUGGAGUUCGAGGGGUUGAACUCCGCUAGCUUUUUCGAGAUUUUGUGUCAGAUAAACGAUUCGUUGCCAUUACUGAUGCUGGCUCCAUCGACACCCAUAGUGGGAACUCACUUCAACUGGUCUCUGCUGCUGGUGGAUCACCCCAAUCCGGAAUCUGAAGACUGCGACUCGGCUUCUUUGCAAUUGAUGGUAAAGUUGUUGACAACCUUAAUUAUCUAUGCUCAUCUGCCAAAGCUGAAAACUAAAAACAACUUGAAGGUUAUGCAAACGUUUUUGGUGAUUGUGUUCACCUACUAUCACAUCAACUGGAAUAAUUUCAAGGAGCUUAUUUCGGAGAAUGCAUCCAUCCGUUUGAACAAUACUCUGGAUAAAGUCCAAGUGAUGGAGCUGUUUGCCGAUAAGUGGCGUCAACUUUUCAGAAAGUAG